UUCCAAUCCACGACACAUCCCACUCAUAGCACCUUCUUUUCUAAGCGGACCCGUCCUCGUACACUUUUGCUAUUCUUUUUCCUUUUAUACAGAACAAAACAGAUAUUAACUUGUAUAUAUUAAUUUUUUUUUUGUAAAUAACUUGUAUAUAUUAUUCAAUCUCGUAUUCCUGUCUUAGAUCAAACGAAACGACUCUAUAUAUACAGAUACUCACAAGAUAUGUGCUUAACGUGCAAGCACAUAAACAUGCUUCUAAAACAUUAAAUAGUUUUUUCUUAUAUUCAGAACACCUUUCAUAGUUGAGACAAUAACUCUUGCACUUAUAUUCAAAAUACAUAAUAGCAUGAAUAAUGUCUAUAUUUUUUGGGGUUAUUUGUGAAGUAACCAAAACACACUAAAAUUAGUUUUUUAGAGAAAGAGAUAAAAAGAGAAAAUGGUGGGACUUUGGUUAGUUUGCGAUUUUUUUUUCUCAGUUAUUAAAUGUAAGUUCUCUAUUUUUUCUAAAUUAUAAUUUUUUGUGUGCAAAUGUUAAAAAAUGCUGAGUUGUCUGCAUUAGGAAACCAGGCUACAUUGGUACGAGUCUUAACUAUAAAUCAUCUGUUAAUAUUUUUACUUCUUUUUUGGAAAUGUAAACAUUGUAAAUAGUUCAUUCCAACAAAAAAAUGAAAUCUGAGUGGCGGAAUUAGAAUCUUGUAUCUAUAUUUCUCUGUAUAUAAUUUAUAUGCCAUGUUAAUUUAUUAUUGUCCUAAUAUAUUGAAAGAAAAAGAAAUAAAUUAUUCUGAGAUGCAGAGCCUGUAUGCAUGUGUGGACUGCAGUUAUAAGAAAAUGACAGCUUCUCGUAUGAUCAUGCUGAGUUUUGUGCAUGCAGUAAAAGGGGAAUCCAUUGUAAUCAAAUUAAUGAGACGUAAUUAAUAUAUAAAAUUUUCAUAACAAAAUUUCAACAAGUUAAUUUUAGGUUUAAGGAUUAAACAUUUAGGGUACUAUAUUUAUUGAUCCUAAUCAUUAUACUUUAUGGUUCUCCUUCAGAAAUAUGUUAAAUAAAUACUCCAUAUAUAUAGAAGUGAAUUGGAGUUAAAUUAACAUUACAUAUAGCUUUAACAUUUCUUAACGAAGAUGGGGUCAAGAAAAGCCUAAUUGCUCAUCAUUUUCCCUUAUAAAGGCUUCAUUAUUAAAAAGAUAGUGUCGCCUAAUCAAAUUCUAAACUCCCUAAUUGAUGAACCCCUAGUCUAUAGGCUUCUCAAAUCUCAGGAUUCUCUAAGAUAAUCCCUAGCCAAUGCUUGCAAGACACUAAAUAAUAAGUCUAAUCAGUGUAGCUUUGACUCCUACGAUCGCAUCACAUAUCAUCAAGGACAAGAAAACAAUUACUGAACCUUUGGUAAAAAGUUGAAAGAGUAUUAGUUACUCCAAAUCACUCAAGGCAAGUAGUUAGAAGUCCAUAGAGAACAAUCAUUUGUCAAAAAGGGUAAGUGAGAGAGGACCGGACCAAUAGGCACUUGAUUAAGAUUCUAGACCAGUUUUCUUAAACCAACUCCCAGUUUUCCAUAAAUGUCAACAACACCAUCGAUUAUAUUCUUCUUGGUAUGUUUGUCAUGAUAAUUUCGUGUGAAAUGUUAUACAAAAAGAUAACUAGAAUUCAAAGUAAUCAAGAAGAUAAUCAAGCUUACAAAGUUAUAUUCAAACAAUGUUUAGUUAGUUUAAAAAGUGGUACAUAUAUAUUCUUAGUGUAGAAGAAAGCUUAGUCAAACUCAGGAACCAAUGUUCCUUUAUGAAAAUCCGGGAGAGUAUAUGAAAUAAAUGUUUGGGGAUCCCAAGAAAAGAAAAGUAUGACACAGAACUCAAAGAAGAACAAUGACAACUCAAUCUUUUCUUUGAAACAUCACUCAGAAAACAUCAGUAUCUCUUUUCUCAAAUCCCCAAAACUCUCACUGAGAAAAGAGAAAAAAGAACAGGGUACCAAAAGAAGCAUAACACUACAACGACCAAGCACAUGGUAUUAUAAGAUUCUCUUCCUACUUUGGACAAUGAUUUUUAGCUAAGAAAAAACUAGGGCACCGAUGAUGGUAUAUGGAGUAGGACGAGUGCAUUACAUGGUCAAGAGAAUUGAUAAUCAUGUGUGACUCCCUUUCAAGCUUUAUAACGAAACAGCCUGCAGAAGAAUAGAUGAUCUAUAAAUAAGCAAAUAGCAACUCAUAGAGAACUUCUAACAAAAAACAAAAUAUUGAUGGAGAAGUAAGAAGUUGUUUAUUGCAACUUAUCAACAAAGCUAGAAGCAACCUUCAUUGUUCGUAAUAACAUGAUCUUCUUAUUUGACUGACUCAAACACACAUGCACGGAGCUCAGUAUGCAUAUUAGCAAAUCAUCAGUUGCUCUCUGUAUCCAUAUUAUACUUUGAAUUUACAUUAAAAUUUGAUAAAACUUCUAAUGAAUAUAAACUAGUGUUUCUAUAAUCAUUCACGAUUUUUUGAUAUUUUCUGCAAUAUUUUAAAUUCAUCUGGAAUAUGACCAACAACAACAAGUAAAUGGAAGAAAGGAGAUUUAUAAGCCGAUUUUAUUUACUUUCCCUGGAUAAAUUUCAUAGAUCAUCUGCGUGUUACGGAACAGACUUAAGUUAAGAUGGGCCUCAUGAUGUUGGGUUAGUAGUUAUCCAAGCCUAAGAAUUUUUUUUUUUUUUAAAACAACGAAAGGACCCAUAAAUAUCCCGUGGGCAUAUUACUUCCUAUUUGAUACCUUGAAACUACAAAUUAUAUUCAUUUUACUUCAGGCUUUACAAAGACAUAAGCCAGAAGAGCCCAAAAGAUGAACAUAAACAAAACAUGUAUGACACCGAAUAAACUUAUAAUGUAAAUCAGAUUCUAACUUUCCAAUAUCAUUAUAGUUUUAUUGACCAUUAUUAUCUGGUAAUCUAUUAACCGUAUUGGUUUAGUCGGUUUACACAUUGUAUAUUGGUAUACUAUAAGCCAGUGUAAAUAUCUUUGGUUUGUAUGGUUUAGGCCUCAUGUAUACUUGUAUAUAUACUCUCAUGUAAUUACUUUACUAAUUAAUGUGAAUGAGAUAAUUUGGUAAUAUAAUCAGACCCUACAAAAAAACAUACAAAAUUAAUGGAGAAGUAAGAAAUUUUCACGAUUAUUGCAUCUUUAAAAAAAAGUUAUAAACAAAGAUUCGUUGUUUGUGAUACUGUGGUUCUCUUAUUUAGUUGCUUCAGACACACGUGAAUUCAGUUUGCAUAUUAACAAAGAACAAUCAAUUAUUUUCCAUAUUCACAUUACACUGAAUAUGCAUUAAAAAUUAAUAAACACAUCCUUGAUAAAAAAAACAUUUUUUACAUGAACCAUGAGUUUUAGCUGCAUGACAACAACAACAAUCAGAAUUCAAUUAAAUAACAAAAGAUUUGAAAAUAUAAACCUUAAAGAAGGAAAAUUUCAGUUUAUCCUUGAAUUAAAAUACAGUAAUUAAAAGUUUUUUUUCUGCUUAUAUUUCCAGACAAAUUUCAAACCAACCUAACAUAUAUCAUAUAUGUAAAACAACUAUAUACAAAUGACAAAGAAAACAAUGAAAGGUCAUGGAUUUUUAACUAAAAAAUGGUGGUUUAGUGGUAGACGGACUUUGGAUUGCUAAGUAAUCCGGAUUUAAAAGCACAUUAUUACACUUUAUCUUGGGGCCACAUGGACAUAAAGCUAUGCUUGCGGUCUUAUUUGAAUAUUCAAAAAAAAGAAUCUAUCCAUAAUUACAUUUUUCUUUGGAGAUUAACCAGGUUCAUUCUAUAGAUUCAGGAUACCUCCAUGUAAAUCAAAAGGUCUUUUGAGAAGGGUAAAACCCACCUCCAACACACGACACUUUUAUUAGUCCUCCUCCUAUUUAUACUUUAUCUGCGAGCAAAAGGGUUUGCUAAAUUGUAAUUAGUUUUAUCUCUCUUCCCUUUGCUUCUGAACUCUUGUCUCUUUUCAGCGUAAAUAAAUACGCAGAGAAUGUUCUUUAGCUGUGGAAACCCAUUCAAGGCUCUGUUUCCAAAGAAGAACAAUGCAUGCAUGUCCUCACAUCUUGUCUCUCUAUUGAACAACUUCGAGACAAGUUUGAGGGUAUCGAUUGCAGAACUUGUACCAAAGGAUGAUGAUAAGAAUGGUUUUAUCACUGUUUCUUGGAUGAUUCAAGCAAUGCACUCUCUUUGUGAGAUACACCAGUGUAUCUCGACACUCAUGACCACCGAUGUAGACCUUCCUGUAUCCGACAUGGAAGAAAGUAUGUACGCUGACAUCAGUUCGAAGCUGCUUGAAGUCUGCUACGCCUUCACCUCGGAGCUGGCCCGGCUUAACCACGGAAACAUGUUACUCAAGUUUGCUUUUAGUGAUCCUGAUGAGGUUUCUUUAUCGCAUAUCGACUGUUGGAGGCAGCACAUGGCUUCCAAGAACCCUAGAAUCGAAAACUGCGGUGAGGUUUUGAGUAAUCUUGUUGAAUCCAUGAGUGAUGAUCAUGAUCUUCAUGUUCUCAAAAAGAAGGUGAAUAAGAAGAAGAAGAAACAAUACGAAGAAGAAAAACUUCUCAUGCGAGCUCUAUAUGGUGUUAAGGCCAAGACUUUAUACAUAUUCAGCGUGUUUGCUGCAGCGUUUUCUGCUUCUGAGAAUAUUUUGUAUAUAAACAUUCCAAAGGAGAUGAAGGAGGAGGGGGAGGUUCCAUGGGAACAAGCAUUCAUGGAACUGCAGAACGUGACCAUGAACACGUUCUUAUCCAACAGAUUCAUGGUUAUAAACGCAUUCUACAUUUGUAUUAAUGUAUAUUAAACUCUCUUUCAUUAUACUACUAGACAUCGUAUAAAUUUUUGUCAAUUAAUUUAGUAAAACUUCAAAAUACUCUCUAAAUUGGUUGAUUAACCACUAUAAAAUCGCUAUUCUCUAAAAAAACAACGACAAUAAAGGUUCCAAACCUCUUUGACCUUCAUCAUAGGUUAGUGUAGGAUGCAACUAUGCAUUAAAAUAUAAUUUUCAUAUUUUUCUAUAAAUGCUCUAUAUACUGAAGCCUAU
This is a messenger RNA of Brassica rapa (field mustard), 5015 nucleotides long. RefSeq names its product protein BPS1, chloroplastic. NCBI's taxonomy places the organism in Eukaryota, Viridiplantae, Streptophyta, Magnoliopsida, Brassicales, Brassicaceae. The record is from RefSeq and is a predicted model, not a curated record.